ACCCAGCCGUCGACCCCGGCAGAGCCCUUGAUGCGCCUCGGUGUCGCCGCCAUGGACCGCAAGGCGCGCUCCCGGCCGAUGCGCAACAUCCUGUCGCGCCUCCUCGCGACGGGCAAGUUCGAGAUCACCGUCUUUGGCGACAAAGUCAUCCUCGACGAGGACAUCGAGAACUGGCCCGUGUGCGACUUCCUCAUCUCGUUCUACUCGGACGGGUUCCCGAUCGACAAAGCCAUCGCCUACGUCGACCUGCGCAAGCCCGUGUGCGUCAACGACCUGCCGCUACAGAAGAUCUUCUGGGACCGCCGCGUCGUCCUCCAGAUCCUCGACAAGAUCGGCGUCCCGACCCCGGCACGCCUCGAGUGCAACCGCGACGGCGGCCCGCAGCUCGACAAGGCCAUCGCCGACCAGAUCCAGCAGAGCCUCGGCGUGCGCGUCGACAAGCCGCGCCCGACGAGCGACUUUGCGCUCGAGGAGGACGACACGAUCGUCAUCGACGGCAAGAAGAUGGUCAAGCCCUUCGUCGAGAAGCCCGUCAGCGGCGAGAACCACAACGUCAACAUCUACUUCCCCAAGGCCAAGGGAGGCGGCGCUCGCAGGCUCUUCCGCAAGGUCGGCAACCAGUCGUCGGCGCACGAGCCCAACAUGACGAUGCCGCGCACCGACGCGAGCUACAUCUACGAGCAGUUUGUCGACGUCGAGAACGCCGAGGACAUCAAGGUGUACACGCUCGGCCCCAACUUUGUGCACGCCGAGACGCGCAAGUCGCCUGUCGUCGACGGCAUCGUCCGGCGCAACACCGAGGGCAAGGAGAUCCGGUUCAUCUGCCAGUUGAGCGACGCCGAGAAGAAGAUGGCCCGCGACAUCUCGAUCGCGUUCAAGCAGAACAUCUGCGGCUUCGACAUGUUGCGCGCCGGCGGCAAGAGCUACGUGAUCGACGUCAACGGCUGGUCGUUCGUCAAGGGCAACGACUUCUACUACGACAAGUGCGCCGAGAUCUUGACCAACUUCUGCCUGCGCAAGAUGCCGUCGCUCCCCAAGCCCGUCGCCGUCCAGCCCGACAAGCCUCGCGAGAAGUCGUGGACGCUCAAGAGCACGAUCUGCGUCGCCCGGCACGGCGAUCGCACGCCCAAGUGCAAGCUCAAGUUCAAGUUCAAGGGCAAGGACGCCUGGACCGCGCCCUUCCUCACCCUCCUCCAGGGUCGCACGACCGAGAUUAUCCUGCGCGACCCGGAGCAGCUGCAGUACAUCGCCGACGCGGCCGAGCAGGCGGCCAUCCUCCCCGGCGCCGACCUCGACAUCUGCGAGCAGCUGCGCAAGAUCAUCGACAAGAAGAAGGGCACGACGGGCACCAAGGCGCAGCUCAAGCCCGUCUUUGACGGCGAGACGUGCGAGCAGCUGUCGGUCGUCGUCAAGUGGGGCGGCGAGUUCACCCACGCGGCACGGUACCAGGCUCGCGACAUCGCCGAGAACAUGCGCAAAGACUACACGAUCAUGAACAAGACCUUGCUCGACCACACCAACGUGUACACAUCGUCUGAGCGCCGAGUUGUCGCGACCGCCGAGAUCUUCACGACUGCCUUCCUCGACGAGCGCGAGCGACCGUCGGGCGACCAGCAGACGACGCAUCAGCUCAUCAUCCGCAAGGACCUCCUCGACGACUCGAACGCGGCCAAGGACGAGAUGGAGAAGGUCAAGAAGAAGCUCAAGACGCUGUGCCGCCCGGGCCUGCACGUCCGCCCCGAGUUCGCCUCAACUGACUCGUCCCACGUCCCGCAGGUCGUCAAGGAGACGAUCGAGCUCAUGGGCAGCCUGCGCAAGAUCAUGAACGACAACUGGGGCACGCUCGCCGUCGAGAAGAUUCAGCCGAGGUGGUGCUGCGGCGAGUACCCGUACCUGUUCCGCGAGCGGUGGGAGGGCCUCUUUGCCGACUGGUGCGACGUCAGCCUCGAGAAGUUCGACCCGUCGCGCGUCUCGGAGCUGUACGACUCGCUCAAGUACGACUCGCUGCACAACCGCACGUUCCUCGAGACCAUCUUCACCCUGAACGGCAGCCGCCCGUCCUCGACCGACGGCCGCGCAGGGUCCGAGGGCUCGGCUCGCCAGGCGGGCCCGCCGAAGCAGCUGCGCGAGCUGUACAAGCGCGCCAAGCUCCUGUUCGACCUCAUCGCGCCGCAGGAGUACGGCAUCGAGCGAUCGGAGAAGGAGAUCAUCGGGCUCUUGACGAGCCUGCCCCUGCUCGAGCAGAUUGUGCGCAACCUCGAGGAGACGAAGCAGGUCGAGAACCCGAGCGCCAACUUCUACUUCACCAAGGAGUCGCACAUCCACACGCUCGUCAACCUCGUCACGCUCUCGGACCUGCCCAUCGUCAUGCCGCACGUCCCCGAGCUCGACUACAUGUCCUACAUCUCGUUCGAGGUGUACGAGCGCAUGAAGGGCGAGCAGAAGGAGUUGUCGGUGCGCGUCACGCUGUCCGAGGGCGCGCACUCGGCCGUGCUCGACGCGAGCCUCGACGCCAAGCAUGCUCUGCAGGUGCAGCCGAGGCGGGCCUUGACCGACUACAUCUCGCUCGACCGCGUCAUCGGCAUUCUCAAGCGGCACAGCGGCAAGGCGUCGGCGCUCAGCCUCACCAAGUCGACGACCAAGCUCGAGGGCUUCCUCCCCGUCGAGGGCGACGAGCUCUUCCACGGCACGCGGCCCCAACUCGAGCAGAUCCGCGAGUUCACCGUGUACAACCGGCCUGGGUCGGUCUACUCGGCGGCGAGCGAGCGGGGCGACUAGAGCCGGCGUCGAGAAGCGAGGAGAGGCAGGGCGGGAGCGAGGAGGCGGUCCGAGCGGGGCUGAGCGGUCGAGACGCACGA
Molecule: messenger RNA, 2858 nt
Organism: Rhodotorula graminis WP1
Lineage: Eukaryota; Fungi; Basidiomycota; Microbotryomycetes; Sporidiobolales; Sporidiobolaceae
Exons: 18
Coding region: 31-2778 (915 amino acids)
Biological process (GO): inositol phosphate biosynthetic process; inositol metabolic process
Cellular component (GO): cytosol
Molecular function (GO): 5-diphosphoinositol pentakisphosphate 1-kinase activity; diphosphoinositol pentakisphosphate kinase activity; inositol hexakisphosphate kinase activity
Source: RefSeq, a predicted model, not a curated record